AUGUCACCCACUAGGAAGGUACCUCAAGUGAAAGACCCUGAAGCUGGCUCCGUCAUCAUAGUAUCAUGGAGUCUUGCAGCUUCUAGACUUGGUAGUCACUUUGACGAGUUGUUGCGGAUCAGCGUUGAACUUGAGCUGCCUAUCUCAUGCCCCACAAAAUUUACGACUCUUAACCUCGACAUCAUCACUUCCUAUCUAAUACAACUAUCUUAG
Messenger RNA from Fusarium venenatum, 213 nucleotides. The record is from RefSeq and is a predicted model, not a curated record. NCBI's taxonomy places the organism in Eukaryota, Fungi, Ascomycota, Sordariomycetes, Hypocreales, Nectriaceae.